AUGCCGCCGAACAAGACAUCGACUGCUGCGGCUACCGCCAGCACAAGGACCAGACCCACCCGUGCCGCUGCAACCAAGGCGGUCGCGGCGGCCGUUGCUCCCACCACAGCAAAGUCCAACGGCAAGAAACGUGCCGCUGCCGACGAAGCCGACUCUACCUCUGCAAAGAAGAACGCCGCCGCUACCACAAAGUCGAAAGCAAACAAGGCCGCACCUGCAACAGAGGCAGAUGAGGAGGACGUCGAAGAGCGUGACUUGAUCGCCUCGCUCUCUGAUGUCUCUGCCAAUUCAUCCGACCAAGAAGAAGAAGAAGAACAAGAAGAAGAACAAGAAGAAGAACAAGACGACAUUCAAGACGAAGCCAACUCAUCCGACGAAGAUGACGAGGACGACCGGCUCGCAUCCACCACUUUGCAACCUCGCUCCUCUCUCGCCUUUGUCAAGCUUCCCAACUCGAAAGAUGACGCUGUAGUGCGUGCUCGUCUCGACAAACUUGGCAAAUCCAAGUCCUCCUCCAAGGGCGCUUCCACUACUCCUGGAGUUCUAUACAUCGGUCGCCUGCCCAAAGGUUUCUUCGAGAAACAGCUCAAAUCGUACUUGUCGCAAUUCGGCCAUGUCAGCCGACUUCGUGUUUCGCGUAACAAGAAGACCGGUGCUUCGAAGCACUACGCUUUCGUCGAAUUCGCAGACAAGGAUGUGGCUCAGAUCGUUCAGGAGACCAUGCACAACUAUCUGAUUGAUGGGAGAUUGCUACAGGUCAAGGUCGUGCCAAAGGACAAGGUGCACCCGGAGCUGUGGGUCGGUGCCAACAGGAUGUACAGGGCCAUUCCAACGGCUCGAGUCGAGAGAGUGGUCAGGUCAAGGGACAAGACAGAGGAGGAACAGCAGAGAACAUACGAGAGGGCUUUGAAGAGGCAAGAUGAGAGAAAGCACAAGUUGAAGAACCUCGGCAUCGACUACGAUUUCCAAGGAUACACCAAGGACGACGGUGCUGCACCAGAAGCGAACAAGGCACCAGCGGCAAAGGCAAAGACUACCAAGGCAAAGACUACCAAGGCCUGA
Molecule: messenger RNA, 1062 nt
Organism: Ustilago hordei
Lineage: Eukaryota; Fungi; Basidiomycota; Ustilaginomycetes; Ustilaginales; Ustilaginaceae
Exons: 1
Coding region: 1-1062 (353 amino acids)
Biological process (GO): maturation of LSU-rRNA from tricistronic rRNA transcript (SSU-rRNA, 5.8S rRNA, LSU-rRNA)
Cellular component (GO): nucleolus
Molecular function (GO): RNA binding
Source: RefSeq, a predicted model, not a curated record